Molecule: messenger RNA, 551 nt
Organism: Aspergillus candidus
Lineage: Eukaryota; Fungi; Ascomycota; Eurotiomycetes; Eurotiales; Aspergillaceae
Exons: 1
Coding region: 27-191 (54 amino acids)
Source: RefSeq, a predicted model, not a curated record
CUUUCCCUCUCUGGUGAGAAAGUGUCAUGGUACCCAGGGUGCUAAGGCCACCGGGCUACCAAAAUACAAAACAAUCCACAAUAAGAACGAUGUGGAUGAUGAUGAUGACGAUGACGAUAACAAUGCUAAUAAUAAGAAAAACGGGAGAAUCUGACAGGGUCAGCCAAGAAAGACCCUUUUCCAGCCUCUAGCCCAUCAAAGGUUAUUCUGGAGCAGUCGUCCAUGGGGAUCCCAUCCGUCCCCCCGGGUGGUUUAGAUUCACACCGGGAUCCAGGAUGGUCUUCUGAUUGACUAGUUGGAAACCUUAGUCACAUCUGAGACCAACAAUCCAGUGCUUUGUCCAUCUGGUUGAUGGGGAAAUUCCCAAUCCCAAGGAUGCUCCAAAGUUAAAAUAAAGGUCCAUCAAAGGAUACAUCGAUUCACCGUUCUGGUCGCCGUUCUGGAACCAAAACACACAAAGCUCCCUCUGUCGCCUCCCCCUCACUGGCGGUGGCGGCUGGACCCCAGAUCGACAGGUAACCAGACAACAGUGCAGACACAGGGGUGUGACG